Messenger RNA from Priapulus caudatus, 2728 nucleotides. RefSeq names its product RNA polymerase-associated protein LEO1-like. Gene Ontology annotation, molecular function: RNA polymerase II C-terminal domain phosphoserine binding. Gene Ontology annotation, cellular component: nucleus; Cdc73/Paf1 complex. NCBI's taxonomy places the organism in Eukaryota, Metazoa, Priapulida, Priapulimorpha, Priapulimorphida, Priapulidae. Gene Ontology annotation, biological process: transcription elongation by RNA polymerase II; positive regulation of transcription elongation by RNA polymerase II. The record is from RefSeq and is a predicted model, not a curated record.
UCUACAGUCGGCAAUACACUUUAUUAUCUCCACAAAGAGGUAGUCAUGGCGGACAGAGAAAGCAAUGGUGAUGAUCACCGGUCUCAUUCAGAUGGCGAGGGUGAAGGUUCCGACGUCGGCUCACCCGGCUCGCAAUCGUCCGCGGCUGCGGGUCACAGCGGCGACAACCCCUCACCUCCCGGCUCACCAAUGAGCGGUGCGGGGUCAGCAGCAAGUGGGUCGACCCCCAGGUCACAGGGUCACAGCGGCUCCAGUCCUGGGUCGCCACGGAGCGGGUCGGGGUCAGCUCAGGGGUCGCCGCGAAGUGGGUCGGAGUCUGGUUCUGGCGGCAGCUCGCCACACAGCCGAGCGGGGAGCGACAGGGAAGCUUCCCAUGCGGGAUCUGCUUCCCCCGCGGCGUCCCCGCACAGCGGAGGGUCGGGCGGCUCUCGCGUCGCGACCCCCGUGGGGUCGGACGCCUCACCGGGCUCGCCUCGCAGCCCCGCGGGAUCGGACGACGGCGGAUCGCGACCGGCAUCCCCCGGGAGCGCGUCCGGGGAUUCGCGUCCCGGCACGCCUCGCAGCGGGGUCGGAUCUUCCGGCUCUCCCGCGAUGGAGAUUGACGAGGGAGCGAAGGACGGGUCCGGGGGAUCGGCGCCCGGCUCACCGGCGCCCUCUGCAUCACCGCAGGCGGGCUCGCCUAGGAGUCGAUCGGGCUCAGAAGCCAGAUCGGUUAGAAGUCGCUCCGGCUCAGAAGCUGGCUCGCCCGACCGCGCGGCACGCUCUAGAUCGCGGUCAAGGUCGGGGUCAAGGUCGAGGUCUGGGUCACGAUCGAGGUCAGGGUCACGGUCUGGAUCGGCGUCGCCCGUCGCAGCGCAGCCGUCACCGCUGUCAGGAGCCGAGAGCGGCGGAGAGUCACCGAGUGUGGUCAUCAAGAAAAAGAAGCAGCAGCUGUUUGGCAGCGACAGUGACGAAGAUGCAAAUAAGGAAGAAAAGGAAGGCGCGAAACAAGAUGACAUGUUCGGCGACGUCGGAGACAUCAGCUCUGAGGAUGAGACGCAAGGAAAGCCAACAGAAGAGCAGCCGAUGGACAAUCCCUACCAGCUUGAGGAGGAACCUGCAGAACCAGAGGAGGAGAAGGAAACACAGAUAGAGGUGGAGAUGCCAAAGAUCUCCCAGGACCUCGGCAACCAGAUGCACUUUGUCAAGAUGCCCAACUUCCUGAGCAUAGAAGUGAGGCCAUUUGAUCCGUCAACGUAUGAGGACGAGAUUGAUGAGGAUGAAGUGCUAGACGAGGAAGGCAGAGCCCGUCUCAAACUCAAGGUGGAGAACACGAUUCGUUGGAGAAACGGCACGGAUGCUGAUGGCAACACCGUCAAGCAGAGCAACACCAGAGUCGUGCGCUGGUCGGAUGGAAGCAUGUCCUUGCACCUGGGCUCGGAGGUGUUUGACAUUCACAAGACAUUCAUCCAAGGUGACCACCAUCACCUGUUUGUGCGGCAGGGCACCGGUCUCCAGGGCCAGGGAGUCUUCAAGACCAAGCUUACAUUCAGGCCACACUCCGACGCGACAGCGGCGACUCACAAGAAGAUGACGCUUCUCUUGGCUCGACCGCUACUCAAGACGCAGAAAAUCAAGAUUGUUCCGAUUUCUGGACUCGAUCCUGAAGUCACAAUGCGCAACGAGAUGAUCAAGAAAGAGGAGGAGCGUUUGCGUGCGUCCAUCCGACGUGAGAAUCAGCAGCGACGCAUAAAAGAGAAGUCUCAUGGCAGCGGCCGCCUCACAGCCUCCUACCUCGAGCCUGAUCACUAUGACGAUGAGGACGAGGAAGACGAGGGCGCAAUCUCGCUAGCUGCCAUCAAGAACAAGUACAAGUCGAACAAGAAAGGUCGAGGGGAUCGUCCGCCCAUCUACUCAUCAGACAGCGACGAAAGCAGAAAGGAGAAGGAGGACGCGCACAAUUUGGACAGCGAGGAUGAUAACGUUGCAAAGCGCAAGAGAAAGUCGUCCGGCAGUGACGAUGCACCGAAGAAGAAGAAGACUUCGCGAAUGCUAGUGGACAGCGACGAUGAGGAAGACAACGAGGAGGAGGGUGGAGGAGGAGGAGGAGGAGGAAGUAAGGCUAGUGAUGAGGAAGGCGCAGGAGAGGUGGAGACCCCGGAGGGAGGAGGAGGAGCUGCAGAGGAGGCGGGCUCGGACAGCGACUGAGACGAGCGGAGAAAAUAACCGCGCGUGGUGAUUGCAUCCAAACGCGUGGUUUGGUUGUAGCUAGGUCCUAGGGGACCUAAGACGCAUAUGUGGUAGACCGAGGACAUGACACGUUGCUGCGAGUGAUGGAUCGUUAGACGCCCCCCCCCCCCCCCGCCUCGAUAAUAUAGCCUGUAUAUACGUAUAGAAUAUAGCUUACGAUUCACGGAAAGGCCAGUGGUGUUUCUCAUUCCUAUUACUUUGCUGCGCGAAAAUGUACUGUAUAAUCAAGAAAACAAUGUCAAUCGAGCGUGGAUGGAUUUCGUGAUUUUAAAUGCGUAAGUGCACGUUUGAAGUAAAUGACGGGAAAUUACAAUUAAAAUAGUUUAUAAAUAAAAAUAAAAGGUUUCCUCGCUGUACCAGGAUAGCGUAUUUACGAAAUUUGUACAGUUUGAUGUUUGUUUAUGAUUAUGAUUAAACCAAGUGUUGAACCGCAAUGUGAAAGCGUCAUUGCUUAUAAUUUUGCAAGUCGUUUGAUAAUAAAAAAUCAUUAUUUAUGCAA